AUGACAGCAGACAAAGAAAAAGACAAAGACAAAGAGAAGGACAGGGAUAGAGACCGGGAUAAGGAGCGAGACAAGAGAGACAAGGUGAGGGAGAGCGAGAACUCGCGUCCUCGGCGGAGCUGUACGUUGGAAGGAGGAGCCAAGAACUAUGCGGAAAGUGACCACAGUGAAGACGAGGACAAUGACAACAACAGUGCCACCACAGAGGAGUCCACAAAGAAAAGCAAAAAGAAACCACCCAAGAAGAAGUCCCGAUACGAGAGAACAGAUAACGGUGAAAUAACGUCCUUCAUCACAGAGGAUGAUGUUGUGUACAGGCCUGGAGUAAUGCCUUUAGACCUUCUUUUUCAGAGUAAACGGGACCACCUCCUUAUGAAUGUCAAAUGGUACUAUCGCCAGUCUGAAGUCCCAGAUUCAGUCUAUCAGCAUUUGGUUCAGGACAGACACAAUGAGAAUGACUCUGGACGAGAGCUUGUUAUUACAGACCCGGUUAUCAAGAAUCGAGAGCUCUUCAUUUCAGAUUACGUUGACACCUACCACGCUGCUGCCCUCAGAGGGAAGUGUAACAUCUCCCAUUUCUCUGACAUAUUUGCUGCUAGAGAGUUUAAAGCCCGAGUGGAUUCAUUUUUCUACAUCCUGGGCUAUAAUCCAGAGACAAGGAGGCUAAACAGUACCCAAGGUGAAAUCAGAGUUGGACCCAGCCAUCAGGCUAAGCUUCCUGAUCUGCAGCCAUUUCCUUCCCCAGAUGGUGACACAGUGACACAGCAUGAAGAACUUGUGUGGAUGCCAGGAGUCAAUGACUGUGACUUACUCAUGUACCUUAGGGCAGCAAGGAGCAUGGCAGCUUUUGCAGGCAUGUGUGAUGGAGGAUCCACAGAAGAUGGUUGUGUUGCAGCCUCCCGUGAUGACACUACACUUAACGCACUCAACACACUACAUGAAAGUAACUAUGAUGCUGGAAAAGCCCUGCAGCGCUUGGUGAAGAAACCUGUGCCAAAACUGAUUGAGAAGUGUUGGACUGAAGAUGAAGUG
Nestor notabilis (Kea) is the source of this 1032-nucleotide messenger RNA. RefSeq names its product arginine-glutamic acid dipeptide repeats protein-like. The annotation marks the transcript as partial. The transcript is spliced from 8 exons. The record is from RefSeq and is a predicted model, not a curated record. Gene Ontology annotation, molecular function: chromatin binding; transcription corepressor activity. Gene Ontology annotation, cellular component: nucleus. Lineage: Eukaryota; Metazoa; Chordata; Aves; Psittaciformes; Psittacidae.